Messenger RNA from Linderina pennispora, 1332 nucleotides. RefSeq lists its product as uncharacterized. Lineage: Eukaryota; Fungi; Kickxellomycota; Kickxellomycetes; Kickxellales; Kickxellaceae. The transcript has a single exon. The record is from RefSeq and is a predicted model, not a curated record. Bases 125 to 1135 code for a protein of 336 amino acids.
CGAAAGCAGCCGCCGUGUGCUGAACAAAAAACUGAAGUUCAUAACUUCGUCGGCAUCGGCAUCGGCAUCGGCAUCGGCAUCGGCUACCUCCAGUAUUCCUGUGCCGCAGCUUCAAGCUGAGAAUAUGAAUGGAUCGAUGACGCACCUCCCAGCCCCGGCCAAUGUUGAAGGGCAUGCUGCAGCGCUGCUGUCACCAACUGUCCCGUCGGGCGGAGAAUCGACUGGCUCGAACCUGCUUAACCCCCCAUUGAGCCCUGCCAACGAGUAUCCUGAUGUGCGCCUGUCUGAUAUCCGCCUGUCGGAUUCGCCUGGCAGUAUCCACAUGAACGGGUCGUCGGCCACGCAGCUGAGUAAGGAUCAAAUGAGCAACUCGAGAUUCAAGGGACUGGGGAAGCUGGGCAAGAGCGUUGACAAGAUCUACUCGAAUAUGCAAAAGGAGAAGCUCGAAGACACCACGGUCUAUGUUGCCUCGCUGCAGCGGCUGUUUGAAGCGGUUAUGCAGCUUGAAGGCGUGCUGCACUACUUUGCGCGUCUGGCCAGUGAUUCGGAGACUGUUGGGUGGUUUGUCGACAACCUGCAGUCGCCGGUUGGAUUUGUGAAUCCGCACUACUUGAACAACGACUCAAACAGCGAGCUCAACAGAUCGCACACCCACCUCGCCACCACACCAUCCUCACCGCCGCAGCCAUCAUUGUCAUCCAGCCACGAUGAGUCGCUGGCCGCUGGCAAGCACCAGGCAUCGGACCGCAAAUCCCGCCGCCGGUCUAAUUACUUCACUAGCCCCCCGCAUGUCCACCGCCAGGGGUCUACACAGACGCCAGAGGUUGCCGACUCCAGCACCAGUGUGUUUGAGGGCAAACCUCGCGGCAAUUCGAUCUCCUCAAUCCCACGCCUUGUGCCUCCUGUAUUGGGGAACAGUUCUGCGAAUGCGCGGUUCGUUCUUCCUGCUAGCGCGAUCAAGACACCGAUGUCGCUCGUGAGCCAGGGCAAAGGGCGUGCGCCAGGGGUGAUAUACGCACGCCUGAUCAGGGUGGCUGAAUGGCUCAACCAGGUGCUAUUGGCAUGGGUUGUGCGAGACAUCCAAGUCUUGUUUGCAAAGUACAUCAAGCGCCUUCGGGAAUGGGUGGUUGAGUAAACAUAUUUUGCGCUAUUUCCGUCAACGAUUCCUUCCUUCCAUUCGUAUGUUACUCCAUUUAUUAUGCCUCCUCAUAUCUUAUGUUUUAUUCACUCUCCAAUUUUGCAACAUGUUCUCAGGGUGCGCGCUUUUCUACAUCGUGUUAUUACAACAAAAAUCCGCCUUGAAACCUAAGCAAAUAUCCGAUUCCGGAACCC